Clonostachys byssicola is the source of this 1734-nucleotide messenger RNA. Lineage: Eukaryota; Fungi; Ascomycota; Sordariomycetes; Hypocreales; Bionectriaceae. The record is from the annotation of a GenBank genome assembly.
AUGCCGACUUCAGUUCCGACACUGUGGCUCACAGGACUGAGCCUCGAAUGGACACUCGAGGGAAGUCGAGUCGAGGCCGGCGCACUCCACAGGCGUGUGCCACAUGCCGAAGGCGCAAGACUAAGUGUGACGGCGCUCGGCCGCGAUGUCGGCAUUAUCGUGUUGCCUACCCUCGAGUCUCUGCGGCGCAUCUUUGACCUGUUCUUCGAGCGUCAUUUUGUCGUGGAUUUCUGCUCUUUCGAGUACUUACCGACAUGGGAAUCGCACUACAGCGAGAAGCCGUUCCUCGUAGCUUCCAUCAUUGUCUUGUGCGCACAAUAUCUGACUCCCGAAGAGUCUUGGAGAGCGUUUGGGCUCAAGACUGGGCACGAUGUCCGAUCUCACUAUCUGCCUGUUGCUGAGUCUAUGGCCCGAGACACCUUAACAACCCCUACUGUUGCAAACAUCCAAGGCAACCUAGUCCUAGCACUGUCUGAAAUCUUAGCAGAUGCUGGCUCGAGUCAUUGGCUAUACGCUGGCACUGCGAUUCGAAUGGCGCAGAUAAUGCGGCUUAACAAAGAGUAUCACCAAAAGCAUACCACAAAGGAGCAGGAGAUGCGACGCCGUACCUUUUGGGCCUGUUUACUUAUGGACAGGUGUCUAGCAUAUCUUCUAAGCAAACCGAGAACCUUGGCCUUGACCAACGUCCAAGUUGCUCUUCCCAGCACAAAUCUCUCAGUAGCGUACCAGGAACAGACCAGGGGAAUCAACCUGGAUAACCUGGCCCGAUUUGAUGGAUUCCCUUCAGAAGUCAGCCUUUCGUCAUACUUCAUUAAGACAGUUUGUCUCUGGAGCGAUAUGGCUGAUAAUAAUAUAUGCCAUAAAAGAUUCACAGACACUCGAUCUCCGCUUGACCCUCGAAGCCACCUCGCUCGCUGCAGUCGAGCCGUACAAGAUUGGUCUUUCUCACUACCGUCACACUUGGAAUGGUCUAAUGAAAACUACUCAACGCACAGCAGCCUGGGUCAGAGCCGAACUUUUGUAUCCCUCCAUCUUCUGUUGCGCAGCGCAUUGUGCAUCGCCCACCAAUGUUACUUGCCUCAAUUAGAUGGUUGCUCGCUCUUGCUGGACUGUUUAGAUGCUGCGGGCUUAUCUCUACUUCACCGGGAGCCAUCCCUCAUAUCCAUCUGUAUCAGUAAUGCCAUGGCCCUGGGCGAGAUCGUGACAACAGUUUGGAAAUCCGCGGAUAGUGGUGGCCGACUUGACCUGGAAACGAUAUGGCUUGCUGGCACGUGCCUGCCGGCAGCGAAUGUCUUCUUGUGGCUUCAGUAUGCUACAGAUGAAGACUGUUCCAGAGAGGAUGUUCGGGAAACGGCCAAACACUAUUUUCACACCAUCAAGUCAAUAUUCUCAACUCUGUGUGGUCAAUGGCAAGUUGCACACGGGUGGCUUGCGACACUCCGGACAAUGGAGGCUACUUACCGUGCUGCAUAUCUUGGCGAGAUCCCCCCUGACUCAGAGAUUGAGGAGUUAUCUCCCUCGUCCUUAUCAUCGCACAAUGGCGAGGGAUCGCUGAACGGAUUCAAGCCGAGGCCUGGAGACGGGUGCCCCCCAGUCACUGAAAGGUCGAACCUGUAUGAUGUACUUCGGAUGAUCACCACAGAAUCGACGCUUGAGGAACUUCAGUCAGUAUGGAUGUAUCUUGCAGGGGGAUGGUCUGAAGAUCUACAACAUUCCUUGUUUAGUUGUCUGUAG